This is a messenger RNA of Heterobilharzia americana, 1371 nucleotides long. Lineage: Eukaryota; Metazoa; Platyhelminthes; Trematoda; Strigeidida; Schistosomatidae. The record is from the annotation of a GenBank genome assembly.
AUGAAUUUAGACCCACGUCGACCUCGAUCAGAUCGUUCAAGAUCUUCAUCAAAUCAUCAUAAUCAGCAUUAUGCUUUAUCUGAUUCUGACACAGAUAAUGAACAAUAUCAUGAACAUGGAAAGUUGAAGAGACUAGAAAAUGGAGUAUUAUUCAGUGAAUCAAUGCUGAGUCCAGCAACUAGUGUGAUUGCUGUACAGCUUCUUGACCUUAUCAGUAUAUUGUUCACACGAGCAACAUCAAUUUACACUGAAUGGACAAGAAUAAGUUCUGGACGAGUUACACCAUCAUGUAUAACAACAGAUGAGGUUGACGGCGAUAAACUCUUGCAGAGCACAGAAGAGGUCGUAGUUAACGAGUCAACUAAUUCUAGUGUGAAUCAAUUAAAUCUAGACUAUGUGUGGAUUCAUUGUUGGCGACCUUUGCUACAAGCAACAGCCAGGCUUUGUGUAGAUGUCAGACGAGAUGUUAGAACAGAUGCACUGACUUAUUUACAAAAAGCUCUGCUAUCACCAACUUUACAUCCACUAAGUGGUAAACAAUGGGAAGAUUGUUUUGAUAAGGUACUCUUUCCACUAUUAUCUGGUUUCCUAGAAAGUAUUGCGAUUGAAGAAGCACUUGCUUUGAAUUCACGAAAAGCGAACAGUAUUACUAACAAUACUGGGGGUAAUAGCAAUAUUGGUUAUGGUUAUCAUUUACACACAGUGGAGUUUGCUGACCCACGUAUGCGUGCUAUUCCAUUAUUAACUAAAGUGUAUCUACAACAUCUUCGACCGUUAUAUGAAUUGGAUACCUUCAACAGUCUAUGGAUACGUAUGCUUGCUUAUAUGGAAAGUUAUAUGCUUGCCAGUAGUAGCUUCGAUUCAUUGACUGAUGCUGUACGAGAAUCUUUGAAAAAUGUCCUCCUGGUUAUGUGCACUGGAACGCAUGACAUCAAUCCAAUUCUAAUCAAAGAUGCUCCGCCUGGUUCCAGUUCAGGCGUCCUCUGGGAAUUAACAGAAAAGCAUUUGUCGACUUUCUUACCUGAAUUAUUGGAACAACUAUUUCCUAGUAGCCCACCGGAUGUGAAUACAAAUACUACUACUCCUACUCUGGCGACUCCUAUAAAUAUACUGUCAACUUCAACAGAUACUGAAUGUGUUCAAGAUUUAUCCACUUCGUCUGUAAAUGAAAAUAAUCAAGUCGCAUCAUCACCUCAGUCGAUUGACAUCAAACUAGCCGAUGAUGUUGUUCAUUCAGAUACUGUGGUUGUACAACAAUGUCUCAGUCAUGAGAUAAUUGAUCAGCCAGCAGAAUCAACGAGAACAGCGAAGACAGUACCAAAAACGUUGACAACAGCAAAUCAUAACGUAUCAGUGAUUCAAAAUUUGUGA